This is a messenger RNA of Lachancea meyersii CBS 8951, 588 nucleotides long. The record is from the annotation of a GenBank genome assembly. Lineage: Eukaryota; Fungi; Ascomycota; Saccharomycetes; Saccharomycetales; Saccharomycetaceae.
AUGAGCUCAACUCUGCCUCUUCAUAUGUACAUACGUCCGCUGUUGAUCGAAGACGCUCACGAAGUAUGUGAGCUUGAAAGUAGGGGAUUCCCUCCUGAAGAGAGAGCUUCUCGCGACACAACCGAGUUUCGUUUGAAAACCUGUCCUGAGCUGUGCUCAGGUCUGUUUAUCAGAAACGUCGAGGGAAACGAAGUCAAGGGCGAAAAAUUGAUCGGCCACAUCAUGGGCACCAAGAUCCCAGCUUCGCCUGACCACUCGCAACCCUCCAUGAUCACCUUGGAAAGCAUGGGCAAGGUGCACGACGAGGCGUCGAGCACCGUGGGCAUCCACUCCGUGGUGAUCGCGCCCGAACACCAGAAGAAGAACCUGGCUACGUUGCUGCUGACCGACUACAUCCAGAAACUCAGUAACCAGGAGGUGGGCCAGAGAAUUGCAAUUAUUGCACACGAGCCGCUUGUUCCGUUCUACGAGCGUAUCGGGUUCCAACUGAAAGGCGAAAAUCGCCAGGUCCAAGCCGAUCCUGCGUUCAGUAAAACCAAGUGGUGCGACAUGGUCCGCGAGCUGGUCAAGGAGGAGUACGAGAACUAG